Fusarium subglutinans is the source of this 2637-nucleotide messenger RNA. RefSeq lists its product as uncharacterized. NCBI's taxonomy places the organism in Eukaryota, Fungi, Ascomycota, Sordariomycetes, Hypocreales, Nectriaceae. The transcript has 5 exons. The coding region runs from base 1 to 2637 and encodes 878 amino acids. The record is from RefSeq and is a predicted model, not a curated record.
AUGGAUGGUCCUUCUCGCCUGUCCGUCCCUGGGGGAGUCCCAGACAAACGAUAUUCUCUUGCUGAUGCCACCAACCGUAUAGACACAGAGAAUGAGGAUGAGAUCUUUCAGCUAGUGACAAGCCUCGAAGAGCAUGUUAGAGAUUCAGAUAACUUUCGUUGGCAAUCAAUCUCGACACAGAAAUCCCAAGAUAGGGUUCGAUCCAACUACCGCCAUUUUCUUCAAACCAUCAAAGUCAUCAAUGAGGACAUGACUGAAGAGGUUAUCGACAAGGAGAUGUUCCUUGGGGACAAGGAGAAGAUCACCAAGCAAAUGAAGAUGUUCAUUAUGUUUGUUGCCAAAUAUGGUCGUGGUCGCGCCCAAGGAACAAGAAUCAGCUACCGAGGUCUAGUCACUUACCGCAAUGCUCUCGUUUUCUGGUGCAGCCGAAUGGCCAGGAUCUACAACGCGAGUUCCCUUCCAACCAGCACCUCGUUUAUUGUCAUCACUGAGACGAUGAGAUACGCCACCGAAGCCUUUCAGCUGACGAACACCGCAGGCAUGACUAUGUCUAAAGUAGGGCUCCCAGAACUCCGACAACUGAUAGACUUUGAUAUGAUCUCUGCGCCCAAUAUUGAGGUUGCUGAGUGUCACCAUCUCGCCUGGUGUAUUGGAAGAAUCUGCGCUGUUCGCCCGGGGUCACUCGCCAGAAGUGAUAACAAACCAGUGGAUUCGCCCCAAAAGCCGUUCUUGAUAUGGAACGAUAUCGAAUUAUCCCGGGACCAUGGUGGCAAGUUCGCAUUGACGAUUACUUUCCGAAACCUCAAGACCAACAGCGAGGAACCAACAAAGGCUGCGCAGAAAGGUCCACUGAGAUCAGUGCUGAGAUGUGUCAUCAAGUCACCACAAAACACUGAAAACAUGGUCUUUUCAGUCCCUCAUCGUCUCUUGACUAUAGCUAUUCGCCGUGGAAUUCUUGAUGGCAUCGAAACUCUUGACGAAUUGUUCAGUUCCGAGGCCAAAUAUAUCUCGAUCAAACCAGAGUUCCUCGACAAACCAGUGUUCCUUGCCGCCAGUCCUCGGGGACUGACUGUCACCCAAGAACCGAUGAGAGCCACUGCUCUUACGACUUACAUCUCCCUUCGAGGCCAGAAGAUUGGUUAUGCCGACAACCUGACAUUCUACUCGCUUAGGCGACGGACCGCCAACGAUCUCAGUCGCAAAAUAGGCAAAGAUGCUGCCCGCUCUCUUAUGAACCAUGAUCCCGAUUCGCGAACACUCGAAAAGUACUAUCUUUCACUUGAGGAUACACUUGAUGUCAGCGGGUUGGCUUUAGACGAAGUUGACGGUGAUACGGGUGGCCAGACGGAGGAAAUGCUCAAAAGUGACCAUGACUUGGCUAUCCACGUCCUUACCGACGAGAGGGCUAGAAAAAUUCACGGGCCAGCCCUUAACGCGUUGAUGAGCCAAAUGAUGCUCGGUGAUGAGAACUACCCGGCUCUCGCAUCCGCCAAAGAGCUUCGAAACUACAAGCGAGUGGUCCGUCGAGCUGCAAUCAAGGCUCUUCUUGCUCAGGAGGUCCAGAAUCAACGUCGCGAGAUGAGCCAAACCGACUACGAUGAGCGCGUGCGCCGCCUGGAGAGUUCGCGCCUCAGUGAGCUUGUGCUGGAGAAGGCCCGGCAGAAUUUAGCAGUUUCCGAACCUAUUGGUGAAGGUGAAAGCCCAGGUGAUGAGCCUCCUGCUGCGGUAGAUGAGAACACUGGUUUAUUUAUCCACGAUGUUGAAGAACUGCCCGAGGAGGACCUGGAUGACCAGAUCAACAACACUGGUGGUGAUGGUGAGAUCCACCGAGAGCUUGAUGAGGGAGAACCCGAAGCCAACGAAGAUAUUCCGUACGCCGAUGCUGCCAAGGCAUUUAUGCAGCUCAUUUUGUGUAACACCAUGAGCGAGUACCAGAAUUUGAGAAAGAAUGGUGUUCUUUGCGCUAAAUGUCAAGAAGAUGACACAAUUGGCCCAGAAAUCAAGAAUAAAAGGUACUACGAUGCUACCCAUCUCUACGAUCACGAAAGAUCCAAGCUCCACUUGCCGAAGCAAAAGUGGGUGAGACGAACCAUCCAGGCCUUCGAGGCCUCCAACGAAGAGCGCAUAACCUGUCCCUACUGCAAGCAACUCGGCAAAGAGUCCACAUUCUUCCACGUCAAGGCUCUGGUGAAGCACAUCACCUACGGAAACUUCGGUGCUGAGCAUGACCGACUAAAGCGUGCAGAUAGCUGGUACGAUGAUGGCUGGGAAAAACACCCGGAGUCAAAAUCAAAGACCUUUCGUAAGAACCAAGAAAGGCAGCGCCAGGUAAAGAUGGCCGCUCUCAACAUCAGAUACAGCCAGUAUGAGCCAUCACCCACAGUCCCACACCCAACCAGGGCAGGAAUUGUCUUUGCUCCCGGCCCACGCCCAGUCACUCGUGCUGGAGUGAAGAUGGCACCGGCAGAAGAGAUAUCCAAGCCCGCUCCUAUUCCGGACCGCUACAAGUCAGCGAUCAAAGUUGGUGAUAUCAAUGAACCAUUCAAAAUUCCCAAAGGCAUGGAAGGCUUGAUCAAGACCACCCGAAUGAAAUUCCCCACCAUUGAUCCAGGGCAGGGAACAGGUGGUGGGUGGUAA